CGAGAGGAACGAUAGGGUGGGUGGAGGAGGCCUGACGGCCCGAGUUCCAGGGCCCCCGGGAAGCCGGCGCACCAUCGGAGGCUCGAGUACCCCAGCUGGAAGCCAGGGUUCCCACGCUUCCGCAAAAAGCUCUGCGUGAGAGCGUGAACCACUUUCCCUUCGAGAAAGUAGUGGAAAAAGACGCCAGGAGCGUGCUAGACUCAGGAAGCAAGGAGCCCAACCCCGGGGGCCAAAGCCUCAGGGAGAGGGAGGGAGGGAGGAGGGGGAAGGAGCCAUUCGCGGCUCCAGCCGCGGGAAGAACCCGGGGCUGGAAGCAUCGCGAGAUCUGAGGUCGUGAUCUCGCUGCGUUGCCUAGCGACGGGGAGGACGCUCACGGGCCCCCAAGCUAACCCCCGCUGUAGCCUUAAAUCUCCUACCAUGGGGGAAGAAGGCGGCGGCCGCAGCUGUGGGACCACUAGGGAGCUGCAGAAGCUGAAGCAGCAGGCGUUGGAGUACUACCGGGAGAACGACGUUCCGCGCAGGCUGGAAGAGCUGCUCAACUCCACCUUCUACCUCCAGCCUGCCGACGUCUACGGGCACCUGGCAAACUGCUUUUCUAAACUUGCAAAGCCUCCCACCAUAUACAAAGUAGUGGGGAAAAAUGUACUGGAUGGCCUGGGGCUUCCAACCUUACAAGUGGAAAUAUUCUGCACCAUUCAAAAUUUUCCCAAGAGCAUAUGUUCUGUGGUGAUCUCAAGUCACUUCGAAGUCCACGAGAACGCUUUACCUGAACUGGUAGAAGCGGAGGAAGUAGAAAGAGCGGAUGCCGUCAGCACCGCGGUGCGAUGGGUCAAUGAAACCAUCACCGAGGAGCUUCGGGGCAUCGAGCCCUCCAACCAGGCUGGUGUGGAUCAGGUGCUCAGGAUAUUCUUUGAAAAUAAAGUACAAGAAGAUAAGGAGAGAAAAGAAUUGGAGAAGAGUCUGGAAGACUCAACAGUGCCUGUACCUUCACCUCUAACACAACCACCCCCACCUCCUCUACCUCCAGACAAAAAAAAAGGACAAAAGCAAGGGAGGAGGGAUACUUUCACAGAAAAACCAAUUUUACCUCCAGAACCUGAUGAACACGUACUCUGUGGCAGCAUGGCCAUAGGGGCUGUGUCACUGGCUGUUGCCAAAACCGGUGCCAUGCUGGACGGUAAUCCCCUAUACCUCAAUAUUGCACUACUGAAGCACCACCAGGUACGCAUCCAUUACACUCCCUUACAGGGACCCGUGAGUGUCUCCAGGCCAUGUUUCCCAGGUCCCUUUGCUUUCCGCCUCUUUCAGGAACAGCCAGCAAAGCUAACUCUACCUCUGCUGAUGGUCUCUCUGGUCAGCUGUGGGAAGGCAUCACCUGGGAAGCUGAAUCUGAUGAAAGAACUGAUUUGUAUACCCCACCCUGGAUUAACGGCCAAACAAGGUGUGGAGAUGCUUCUGGAAAUUCAGAAACAUAUUACCAAAACAAUUGAGAUGCCCCCUCCUCCAAAAACAGAGACAAAGAGAGGUCAUAACGGAGGCAAGAGAGGUCAACAGCAGAUCAUUGGCAAGAUGUCCCAUCUGGGCUGCUUAACCAUUAAUUAUGACACCAUAGAGCAGCCACUGCUUCUAAUACAAGGAGUCUGUGCAAACCUGGGGCUAGAACUGGGAAGGAAUCUGCAUCUAGCCAUCAACUGUGCUGCACACGAGCUGAUGGACUAUAGUAAAGGAAAGUAUGAAGUAAUGAUGGGAACCUACAAAAAUGCAGCUGAGAUGGUUGACCUGUAUGUGGAUCUGAUCAAUAAGUUCCCCUCAAUUAUUGCCUUGAUUGAUCCUUUCAGGAAGGAGGACUCUGAACCGUGGGACAGCAUCUAUGAUGCUCUCGGUGCCAGGUGUUACCUAAUUGCAGGAACUGCAUCCAAAAGCAUUUCUAAACUUCUAGAGGAUGGGAACAUCGGCGUCCUCAAAUACAGUGGGCUGAUCAUAAAACAUACAAAUCAAACUACGAUGUCUGACUUGGUGGAAAUAACAAAUCUUAUGGACAGUAAGAAGCACAUCGCUGUCUUUGGAAGUACAGAAGGAGAGUCAUCUGAUGACAGCCUUGUCGAUUUGGCUGUUGGACUUGGUGUCCGGUUUAUCAAAUUGGGAGGUCUUUCUCGUGGUGAACGGGUGACUAAGUACAACCGCCUCUUGACUAUAGAGGAAGAACUUGUCCAGAAUGGAACACUGGGUUUCACUGAAGAACACACAUUUUUCUACUUGAAUGAGGAAGCUGAAAAGGCUGCUGUGGCCGGUGAGCUGCCUGAGCCCCUGGAGCUCAUCUUCCCCACAGAAGUUUUGGAGGAAUCAACCAGAACAUGAGUAUCUUCUGGACAGGUCUGCAUACCCCAGCUGUCAGCCAUACCACUGGUAUUACUAGACUGGUAGACCUGAAGGAUGUCUUCAUUUUGGUUUUGCUCUAAACUUCACUAAUGUGUGCUUUUUCUUCUAAUUUCACUGUUUGGUGAAAUACAGAGACAGUAUUUUGCCUGAAAUGAUACCUUGAACCUUGUCUUCCAGCCCUCACAUGUCUAUGGGGAUUUUGUUUAAUAUACUAGCUCUUGUCCAUUCUGGAGAGUUGUGACCUAGUAAAAGCUCAGUAGUUUCAUUGCCAACACCACAUUUAAAUUCAAACACCUUCUUUACAAAUCAGAACAUCUCUAAAACAAAAAUCUUUUAUCCUAGGAGCUCUCUGCUAGGAAGAAGUGUACACCUUCUGUUUUUAUCUUACGUACUAGAAAAGUACAAACACAUUUUUGUAGCUAACCUUGCGCAGAAGUACGGGAGGUUCAUGGAUGUUUGUAAGAACCAAACAGCUUCCCUCACAUUUUUCUACCCUUAAUUCCCUUUUCCCUCAUUCUCACCUUUUUCUAAAUUUUAGUUUUUCUCUUAUUAUUUGUAUCCUGUGGGUCUCCUUAGAUCCAUUUGGGAACAAGAAUGAAUACAUCAAUGAAUGAAUAAAUAUUCUUAAGGAAAUUAAAUGCCCAAUUAUUUUUUACAACAGCAUGCAAUGGGUGAUUAAAAAUGAUGCAACAUAGGGACUGACUGCAAUCUCUUUUGAAAGCCAGUAUUGGGGUUAGAGCAGAGGACUACAGACAUACACAUAUUCAAACACAUACCUAGGGACAGAGUAACAUCAGUUGCUUUUCAUGAUUGAUUUAGAUUUCCUGUUAAAAGCUACUGUUUGCUUUUCCCCUCAGUUAUAUAAAUUGCUACUUAUGGACCUGUGGGAGAGAUGGCUAAGUUUAGAUUUCUGAUAUAUUCUAUACGUUUUUACUAAGCACACCGAGGCCCUCUCCUUUUGAAGACUACUGACAGGGGAACUUAAUGGCCUUAUGGCAGAGCCAAGGUCUUACUCUAAAAGCAGUGGCAGAGUCUCUCAGAGCACAGGGCGGGAGAACUGGCUGGUAUCACUCUAAGUUGGGAGAACCGUGUCACAGUUUGUGGUUGCUUCUGCCUCUCCGGAUGCUUAACAGUAAAAAAUGGGUUAUGAGAAACUGGAAGAAAAAUUCAUUUUAAAGGCAGGAAGAACAUGACUGAGUGUUCACAUCACCUCUGCACAUGUGUACACACACACACACACACACACACACACACACACACACACACGACCUGUAACAGAUCGCAUGACAGUAUGCCCUGGAACUGUGAUACAAAUUAUACUUAAAUGAAUGAAACCAGUGUGAAAAUGUGCAACUAUGUUAAUAAUUUAACAACUAACCAAGGAGAUGAUUUAUUACCUCAACCAAGUGAACACUUUAAUUUCAACACUGAGCACAGCCUAUUCACUUUUUUCUCACUCCAGGACUGGGGUCACCAAUGGACAUGUUGCAUUUUAAGUUUCUGCAACUGAUAAGCACUGUUUCUAUUUAUAUGUAUAUAUAUUUUUCUCUUUCUCCAUAUUUCUU
Phacochoerus africanus (Common warthog) is the source of this 3944-nucleotide messenger RNA. It is a transcript of the gene ENO4, whose product is annotated as enolase 4. Gene Ontology annotation, cellular component: phosphopyruvate hydratase complex. Gene Ontology annotation, molecular function: magnesium ion binding; phosphopyruvate hydratase activity. NCBI's taxonomy places the organism in Eukaryota, Metazoa, Chordata, Mammalia, Artiodactyla, Suidae. The record is from RefSeq and is a predicted model, not a curated record. Gene Ontology annotation, biological process: glycolytic process. The transcript is spliced from 13 exons. The coding region runs from base 418 to 2358 and encodes 646 amino acids.